Daphnia magna is the source of this 2253-nucleotide messenger RNA. RefSeq names its product cytochrome P450 3A9-like. Gene Ontology annotation, molecular function: iron ion binding; steroid hydroxylase activity; heme binding. The record is from RefSeq and is a predicted model, not a curated record. Lineage: Eukaryota; Metazoa; Arthropoda; Branchiopoda; Diplostraca; Daphniidae. The coding region runs from base 582 to 2105 and encodes 507 amino acids. The transcript has 13 exons.
AGCCAACUAUGAGGAUCGGCUGUAUAGCGGCAUGUGUGCUGAGCCUUGUCGAUUGACACCUGCGAAAACACCUGGAAAUACGAAUUUAUUUCUCUAGCUGCAUCACAAAGAAGUCAAGAUCCUCUGAAAUUUGACAUUGUUUUGUAUACAUUUGCGCCACAUCUUUAUCUCUAGUCAGUUUGUACAUCGCUUGUCGUACAUUUAUUGUUACUACGUGGGGGGAGGGCGCAGUUGCUCGUGCCGGUGUAGUACAAAAGUCGUGGUCCACAUUACUUUCUACAUCACACUGCCACAUCGCUGACUCUACUUGUGAUUUCAAAGGUUCAAGUCCACAGCAUUACGCGUUGUUUUCUUCCUUGGCGGUCACCAACGAAUGACGUCUUUAACCAAAUUCCUGGUUUCAGUUGAUAUCGUUUCAACGCGUGUUAUUGGCUAAUCGUAGAGGGUCUGUUUAUAUAUUUUGUGGCAACAUGUAGUACUAUACAACCGACCUAUACGUGAUUGUAAGAUCGGAGAAAAACACAUUGCCUUUGACUUUCAAGCGGUUCAAGUCUAUUAAAUCAGGCUGCGCAAUUAAUCAGAUGGACAACGACGUCAAUUGGUCCCUCACGUUUUCGUUGGUCGUCGCCUCGUUGGUUUUGUUUCUUCUUUACAGGUACUUGACGUCAACUUUCACGCAUUUCUCUGAACGCGGAAUUCCCGGCCCGAAACCCGUCCCGAUAUUCGGGAAUUUGUGGGGCAUUUGGCGGGUGAACUUACCUCAGCACGACCGCGAUUUGGUGAGAAAAUACGGCAAGAUUUUCGGCUACUUUGAUGGCUCCAACGCCAGUCUGUGGGUCACCGAUCCUGAAAUCAUCAAGGCUGUUUUCGUCAAAGAUUUCGACCACUUUACCAAUCGCCGGAACAUGACGUUCGAAAGCAAAAUCGUUCGUCGGAUGGUAAGCAGCGCCCGCGGCCAGGAAUGGAAGGAUAUCCGCUCAUCCAUCACCCCGGCUUUCACUUCGGGGAAAAUCAAGCGAAUGUCCACCUUGAUCAAAGCGUGCGCUGACCAACUGGCCGUCAAAUUUGAUCGCAUCGCCACCACCGAAGGCAAAUUGAACGCUAAAAUACAGUUUAGCGCUUUCACGAUGGACGUGAUUGCCCGAUGUGCGUUCGGCAUCAAGAUUGAGAACUUGGGUGAAAAGGACGACCAGUUCAUGACCAAAGCGAAAGCCAUUUUCAAUGCACCCGUCAACAAGACACCGCUGGCCGUUAUUCCACUUAUUUACCCAAAAUUGAUUCCAAUAUUGGGUGAACGUCUCUUCCUUACCGAAGGCUUCCAGUUUUUCAUUCAAUUAUUAGAGAACUUGAUCAAGGAUCGAACUGCAUCCAAGCAGAAAUACGAGGAUUUCGUGCAGGUCGCGACAGAGGCCAUUACCGAAUACACGAAGGAGGUCGAAGGCAAGUCUGUGCCUAAAUGGAAUGUGGAAGAAAUCGAGGAGAUUGUUAUCGCCCAGUCGGUUCUCUUCCUGUUGGCCGGAUUCGAUACGACGGCCACGACGUUGACCAACAUCGUCUUCCUUUUGGCCUUAAACCCGGAAGUCCAAAGCCGAUUGUACGACGAAAUAGCGAAGAAGAUGGAGUUUUACGCAGAGGUGAAGCACGAAAUGCUUAUCGAUUUGCCUUACGUCGACCAAGUCAUCAACGAAGUGCUGAGAAUGUAUCCACCAGUACCGAGAGUAGAAAGAGAAUGCAACAAGGACGUGAUUUACAAUGGCAUUCAAAUCAAGAAAGGCACCAUCGUCACCGUUUCAUCAUUUGCUCUCCACUACGACCCGGACAAUUAUCCGGAGCCGGAGAAAUUCAAUCCCGAUAGGUGGAACGCUGAUAACAAAGCUGAACGUAAUCCUUACACUUUCCUGCCGUUCGGGAUGGGCCCUCGCAACUGCGUCGGGAUGCGCUUUGCCAUGGAAGAGAUUAAAAUAGCCUUGUGCACGAUGAUACAGCAGUUCCACUUCUUUCCAGUCGCUGAAACACCGGAGACGAUGCAAUUCGAGAAAGGGUUUAUGCAAGUGACACAGCCGGUGAAUGCUAUUGUUGGAAUCGAGCGUCGCACUGCUCAGUGAAUCUGCAUAAUCUUGUGAUAUUCGCCAUGUAUCGAUAAAGAUCUAUUGCCUUGCAAAGGCCCGCCCAAUCUUUCCAUGUGUCCAUCGGGUAUAUAAUAACUCUCUCGUGUUGAUUAACGUGGCAUAUAUACACUUCAUCAGCAUAAUA